This is a messenger RNA of Trypanosoma cruzi, 462 nucleotides long. RefSeq lists its product as uncharacterized. The record is from RefSeq and is a predicted model, not a curated record. Bases 1 to 462 code for a protein of 153 amino acids. NCBI's taxonomy places the organism in Eukaryota, Euglenozoa, Kinetoplastea, Trypanosomatida, Trypanosomatidae. The transcript has a single exon.
AUGCUUGUUGAGCCGCGAUCCAUAUCUUUGCACUCAGACUCCGUGGCGGUAUCGUUGUCGACACUUUUGGUGAAGAGCUAUGAAAAAAUGAAGGGGGCUUCUCCGUUCACACCAAUAGAAGCCAGCUGGCUACUUAUUGCCAUGCAGGAAGGCAGUCUACCACUUCAUGAUCCGGUAGACACAGGGGUGGCAUCGCUAAGUUGUUUUCUUUCUUUCUCACGAAAGGUGGCAAAAGUUCCUUUAAGGGCGGCAUCAAACGCUUCUCUCUUUAUCGAGUCAGUAACGAAGGCGGGUGAGGUUAGAGUAUGUUGUAGGGCUCGCAAGAAUAUUCCUGCGGAGGCACGGGUAAGAUUGCAUGUGGGUCGUUCGUUGGACGCUUCUGUGACAGUUGAGGACAAACUGCAACUUGAAUGGGGAAAUUAUUGUUGUGGAAUAGAAGGGCGAUUGCUUGGUGUUGCAUGA